Messenger RNA from Hevea brasiliensis (rubber tree), 1978 nucleotides. RefSeq names its product probable GABA transporter 2. The transcript is spliced from 7 exons. The coding region runs from base 292 to 1650 and encodes 452 amino acids. NCBI's taxonomy places the organism in Eukaryota, Viridiplantae, Streptophyta, Magnoliopsida, Malpighiales, Euphorbiaceae. Gene Ontology annotation, cellular component: plasma membrane. The record is from RefSeq and is a predicted model, not a curated record.
AGGGGCAACGACGUAAUUUUAGGACAAGAGCACGUUAAAAUGGCCAAACUAUUUCGUUCACCCAAGCCUGUAUAAAAAUCAUCAUCUUGCCUCGUGAACGACUGUAACUUUACAGAUAUAUGUUCUCGCAUUCACAUCAUCAUUCUCACAUCCAGGGCGGCAAAUAUGCUUCUUGCUACAAUUUAGCUUUCUUUCGACGCCUCCAAUACAGAGCAAACAGCUCUCUGUCGCCAGCUUCUCUUGCUCUAUUGGUAAUCCACCUACCCCCUUGGGCCUUAGCUUCCAUAUCCAAUGGCUCAUCCUCCGCAACCUGACCCCUUUCCUGACUCCCGCCGCGAAGUCGAUGCCGGUGCAGCCUUCGUCCUCGAAUCAAAAGGCGAGUGGUGGCACGCGGGGUUCCAUUUGACGACGGCGAUAGUGGGGCCUACAAUACUGACUUUGCCAUACGCGUUCAGAGGUCUAGGGUGGGGCCUGGGCUUCUUAUGCUUAACAGUGAUGGGAGUCGUUACCUUCUACUCUUACUAUCUCAUGUCCAAGGUGCUCGAACACUGUGAGAAAGCCGGUCGGCGCCAUAUACGCUUCCGUGAGUUAGCCGCCGACGUUUUAGGGUCUGGUUGGAUGUUUUAUUUUGUCAUAUUUAUUCAAACAGCCAUCAACACUGGAGUUGGUAUAGGAGCAAUUUUGCUUGCAGGGGAAUGCAUUCAGAUCGUGUACUCGAACCUCUCUCCCAAUGGAUCCCUAAAAUUGUACGAGUUCAUAGCAAUGGUGACAGCAGUAAUGAUUGUUCUCUCUCAGCUUCCAACCUUCCACUCCCUCAGACACCUCAACAUGGCUUCACUGCUUCUCAGUUUGGGCUACACUUUCCUUGUAGUUGGUGCUUGUAUUCAUGCAGGUCUCGCAAAAAAUGCACCUCAAAGGGAUUAUUCGCUAGAAUCUUCUGAGUCUGCAAGGGUCUUCAGUGCCUUCACUUCCAUCUCCAUAAUAGCUGCUAUUUUCGGGAAUGGAAUACUGCCUGAAAUCCAAGCAACUUUGGCUCCCCCUGCUACUGGGAAGAUGGUGAAGGGCCUUUUGAUGUGUUAUAGUGUUAUUCUGGUUACGUUCUACUCAGCUGCGGUGUCUGGAUACUGGGUGUUCGGAAACAAAUCUAAUUCGAACAUACUCAAAAGCCUACUGCCAGAUGAGGGACCCUCCUUGGCUCCGACGUGGGUUCUUGGCCUUGGAGUCGCUUUUGUACUACUUCAGCUCUUUGCUAUUGGCCUGGUUUAUUCUCAAGUAGCUUAUGAGAUCAUGGAAAAGAAAUCAGCUGAUGUGAAACAAGGAAUGUUCUCCAAAAGGAACCUGAUUCCUAGGCUAAUUCUUCGGACACUUUACGUGAUAUUCUGUGGAUUUAUGGCAGCAAUGCUUCCAUUCUUUGGAGACAUAAAUGGUGUUGUUGGAGCUAUAGGCUUUAUCCCUCUAGAUUUUGUCCUCCCAAUGCUUCUCUAUAACAUGACCUACAAGCCUCCAAAAUCAUCUUUCACCUAUUGGAUCAACAUCUCUAUUAUAAUCGUGUUUACAGGAGCAGGAAUUAUGGGAGCAUUUUCCUCUAUAAGGAAGUUGGUUCUUGAUGCUAAUAAGUUAAAGCUCUUUAGCAGUGACGUGGUUGAUUAAAGCCUUAGUCUGCACAUAUAUCACUCCGCUAUCCUGCUCUGCAAUGGUUAAUUAGGCCCCUAAUUGAUAUGGAGAAAAUGUACACAGCUCGCUGCCAAGAAAGAAGAGGCAGAGUCAUUUACCAUAAAAGAGUGAUAAAAAUAUCCUUCGUCAACAAUAGAAGCAGGAGAAAUUUAUGGCUAUUGAGAAUCUGGUUAAAAUCCAUCCGAUUAUGUAAAAUAAUUUCUCCAGAAGUGGGCUGAGAAAUUGUACCUUUUAUUCCAUAUAAGAUGAUGUAUUUAAGGUAAAUUGAUGUAUACAUCACUAAAGAGACAUUUGAGCCGUUAAA